UUUGGAGUGAAUCAGUGAUAUUUCGUAACUGUCCACGGGCAAUUAGUUGGUGACAUUUGGCCUAAAUCAUAAUGAAACUUCUCGUGGUAUACACGAUUGCCCUGGUGGCAGGUAUCCACGCAGCAGUUCAAGUCGACAAAGAGUGUGUUGGAAUCCGUAAUGGAAGUACAUUCAGGGUUAAGAACGAUUGCUCCAAAUACUAUACUUGUACGGGCGGAAAAUUUGUAGGGAGCCAAUGUCCAGCUGGGCUCUACUGGGACCAAGUUCAUCGCGUUUGUAGUACUUCCAACUUGGUUUCUUGUAACAUAGGGCCGUUUGCACCUGAGCCAGUAGCUCCUGAGCUACCAGUGGCACCAAUCGCUCCGGUGGUUCCGGUGCAUCCUGAAGUUCCAGUUUGGACUACCGCACCUAUAAUCAUUACUACUGCGGUCAUCCCAAUUGACAUUGAAAAUACAGAAAUAGAACUGGAUGAGUACAAAUGUCCUAAAAAUGGCGUCUCAAGUGUUGCUCAUAAGGACAGCUGCUCGAAAUACGUGAUGUGCUUCGAUGGCGUACCGGUCGUUCAGGACUGCGCUCCCGGACUCCAUUUCGAUGCUCACUCUGGCCAGUGCACUUAUCCCAUCUACGCCAAAUGCGGCCUCCAGGACAGAAUUUGCCCGAUGUGGAAUGACCCCUUCAAAAUGAUCUUCAUCGCUGACAGAUUUGACUGCGCCAAGUACUACUACUGUUACAACGGUGAGCCCCAUGAGAAUAGCUGUGCCCAGGGACUUCAUUGGGAUCCGGUUAACAACUGGUGUACACCGAUUGAGAAAUCCCAUUGCACCAACUUCACACCAUACAGAGAAGUGUACGAGCCACUGCUGACCCCGAAAACGGUUUCCUGUUCGGACACUUCCGCACACUGGGUAGACCACCCGAAAAGUUGCCGCCACUACUACCUUUGCUACAAGGGCAAAGCCAUGCUGAAGCGCUGCGAUGAAGGUCUAUUCUGGGACAACGAUGCUGGUUCGUGCAACUACGGUGCCAUCACUAACUGCAGAAAGUAGAGGUUACAUCAACACUAAAAGAAGGAAGUAAUAUCGUUGCGCUAUGUCUGCGGAUUCAAUAAAAUGCAUAAAUAAUUUCAAAUCGCUACUGUGAUAGAUGUCGAGUAUUGAAAA
Messenger RNA from Aedes albopictus (Asian tiger mosquito), 1160 nucleotides. Its product is annotated as protein obstructor-E. Gene Ontology annotation, molecular function: chitin binding. Bases 72 to 1046 code for a protein of 324 amino acids. The record is from RefSeq and is a predicted model, not a curated record. The transcript is spliced from 2 exons. Gene Ontology annotation, cellular component: extracellular region. NCBI's taxonomy places the organism in Eukaryota, Metazoa, Arthropoda, Insecta, Diptera, Culicidae.